Messenger RNA from Chaetomium strumarium, 1161 nucleotides. RefSeq lists its product as uncharacterized. The coding region runs from base 126 to 1073 and encodes 315 amino acids. The transcript is spliced from 4 exons. Lineage: Eukaryota; Fungi; Ascomycota; Sordariomycetes; Sordariales; Chaetomiaceae. The record is from RefSeq and is a predicted model, not a curated record.
UUCCCUUUCUCUUGCUGUGCUCCCUAUUUUUCAUUUCUUUCGCUGGUCGUCGCCGCUGGUCGCCUUACGUUAUUACUACUUAAUCCUUUCCCUCGGACACACACGAUCCAUCUCUUUUGCCCAAGAUGGUGAAGUAUGCCUUUGUUGCUUUUGCCGGAAUGGCCGCGGCACUGCCGCUGAAUAUCAACCUCGGGGCCUACUCUCCGGCCCUCGUUGUCGGUGAUGGUGAAAUCAGCUUUGGAGGUAGGCAGGACGUGUCGAAUUUAAUCACUGCGCUCGAAGGCGCUGCGGUUAACGCAGCCGCAGGCGCAGCAGCAAACACGGGUGCGGGUGCGGGUGCGGGUGCGGGUGCAAACACCGGGGAGGGAGCGAGUCAAGUGGUCGCCGCCGCCGCCGCCGGCGGCCCUGUUGCUUCUACUGUUGCUGCCCCGACCCCGGUGCCCGACACGACCGAGAACGCAGCCACAGAUCCGGCCCUCGCCCAGCAGGCCCAGCAAAUAGCUGGUCUCCAGGGUCUGGGGAAAGCAAAGGCCAUCGCACCUCGCAUCGGCGCCGACGAGAGCCCCAAGAUGGACAAGCGGGACAUUGCCGGCUUUGACCGGGCCCUCAAAUAUGCCGAGGCCGCUUUGACGAAGGGUCCCAAGGUUCAGCUCGGCACCGGUGCCGAGGGCUCCGGCGUCGGCAUCAUUGUCGACAACAAUGCCAAUACCGCAGCAGCGCAACCAGGAGCUCAGCCAGGAGCGGAAGCCAAGAAACGGGACGUCGCCGGCGCCACCGCCCCCCGGCGGCGCGCGAAGGUGACGACCAUGUAUGUGCGCCGCGGCAUUCCUGAAGUCCUCCGAUCCCCAUCGGACAGCGCCGCCAUUGCCGCCCGGGCUCCCGGCCCAGCUCCAGCUCCGGCACCGGCACCGGCACAGGUGGCCGCUGCCGCGGAGCCCGUCGUCCCUGUCUCUGUCUCGAAGCGUGCCGAGAGCACCUUUGACGCGGUCAACCUGAAUGUGGAUGCCGAAGCCGGAGUGACCAUGACUUUCGUCGAGUCUUUGGAUGAUGACGAGGAGGAGGUGGAUGCGUGACGUGUGCCAUAGAGCAUGUUUUGUCGGUUAUGAGUCUGCUUUGUUUUGUGAGAAGGUUGGGUUUCGGUUUGGUUGGUAUGAGUGCAAU